CUUUUCUGAUCCAGCUAGCAACAUUUUGUUUUACGUCAUAGAAACAAUACGUUUUUUAAAUAACAUGCACAACAAAUUCUCAAAGUUCUCUUAUAUAUAGCUUAUCUUAAUCUUAUAUUGCUGUAGACUUUGUUGCGAGUUGGUGUCCGCUUUAUUGAAAGCUGUUUGCGCAAGGACAUUCACUAUGAAAGUGUACAAGGAUAUCUUCACUGGGGACGAGAUGUUCACCGAUACGUAUAAGAUGAAUUUGGUCGACGAUGUUAUCUAUGAAGUGUAUGGCAAGUUGGUUGUCCGCAACCAGGACAACAUUGUGCUGGCCGGUGCCAAUCCAUCGGCCGAGGAGGCUGACGAGGGCGCCGAUGUGGGCGUCGAAAGUGGUGUUGAUGUGAUAUUGAAUCAUCGACUGCAGGAAUCGUUUGCUUUUGCCGACAAGAAGUCCUUCACGCUCUACCUCAAGGACUAUAUGAAAAAGGUGCUCGAGAAUCUGCAGCAGAAUGCUCCAGGCCAAGUCGAUGUGCUGAAGACCAAUAUGAACAAAGCGAUGAAGGACAUCCUUGGGCGCUUCAAGGAACUGCAGUUCUUCACUGGCGAAUCCAUGGACAUCGAUGGCAUGGUCGCCAUGUGCGAAUAUCGCCAGCUGAACGGCGAAAGCGUUCCAGUUUUUAUGUUUUUCAAGCACGGUCUCCAAGAGGAGAAGUUAUAAGCACUCUGACCUCUAUUUGACAGAAACUUUUUAAAAAUCCCUAUUCCGAUAUAUGCAAAAUUAUAAAAAUAUUUACCAAAACGCUGCACAACAAACGCAACACAAACGGAUGGAUAUGCAACACAUAACAGAAACCAGAAACACA
This is a messenger RNA of Drosophila hydei, 848 nucleotides long. RefSeq names its product translationally-controlled tumor protein homolog. The coding region runs from base 185 to 703 and encodes 172 amino acids. The transcript has a single exon. The record is from RefSeq and is a predicted model, not a curated record. Lineage: Eukaryota; Metazoa; Arthropoda; Insecta; Diptera; Drosophilidae. Gene Ontology annotation, cellular component: cytoplasm. Gene Ontology annotation, molecular function: calcium ion binding.